GGCGGGCAAUCCCCGCGGCCCCGGCUCCUCGCAGCGAACGGGGUGCCUUGUUAUAUUGGAAAUGAGGGGCAGGGGGAGGAGGUGGCGGGCACGCGGAGCGCCGGGUGUGCGGUGUCAAUCAGAGGGGUUUUGUGUCUCCUCGGCUCCUGACGGUCCGUGGCUGAGGUGUCCCGGGUGGCACCGCCAUGAAUAUGAAUGGGGGUCCUCGCUAAAUGGGACAGUCAAAGCGCACCGCCCUGAAUAACGGCACGUCAUCCCAACUACACCGCUAUACAUAGGAGGGCUCCUUUUGUCUCCGCUCUCCGCCGCAGCCCUAUAAAAGCCCCUCGUAGGCAGGCGGAGGUCAGUCCCGGCACACACCCACCGCCGUCCCUGAGAGCGGGGCGCGGGGCAGCGCUGCCGCGGGGCAGAGGGCUCUUUCCCCCGCUGCCGCCCCGAGUUGCCGCCCGCCCGGCGCCGUCCGACCCGUCCAUCCCUCGGUGCCCCCCGGAGGAGCCGCCUCGUUCCGCCGCCUCCCGAUCAGGGCAAGGUGUCUCGCUCCGGCGCUCGAGUACAAUGAAUUCUGACUCCAGCUCCGUCUCCAGCAGAGCCUCCUCGCCGGACAUGGACGAGAUGUACCUGCGGGAGCACCGCCACCACCAUCACCACCACCACCCGGAGAGCCGCCUCAACCCCGUCUCUUCCACGCAGGGCGACCUGGUGCAGAAGAUGGCCGGGGAGGGCCUGGCCCGGGGCGGCCCCAAGGCGCAGGGGGAGGGCGGCAAGUACAAGAUCAAGAAGCAGCUCUCGGAGCAGGACCUGCAGCAGCUGCGGCUCAAGAUCAACGGGCGGGAGCGCAAGCGGAUGCACGACCUCAACCUGGCCAUGGACGGGCUGCGGGAGGUGAUGCCCUACGCGCACGGCCCCUCCGUCCGGAAACUCUCCAAAAUCGCCACCCUGCUGCUGGCCAGAAACUACAUCCUGAUGCUCACCAGCUCCCUGGAGGAGAUGAAACGCCUGGUGGGGGAGAUCUACGGCGGCCACCACUCGGCCUUCCACUGCGGCACCGUGGGCCACUCCGCCGCCGCACAUCCGCCCCACGCAGCCGGAGCCGUGCACCAAGUGCACCCCAUCCUCGGCGGGGCCCUCUCCUCCGCCAACGCGUCCCCGUCGCUGCCAGCCUCGCUGCCGGCCCUGGGCACCAUCCGGCCGCCCCAUUCCCUGCUGAAGACCCCCUCCACUCCCCCCGCGCUGCAGCUCGGCGGCGGCUUCCAGCACUGGGCCGGCUUGCCGUGCCCCUGCACCAUCUGCCAGGUGCCCCCCCCGCCUCACCUCUCUGCCCUCUCCGCCUCCGGCAUGGGCCGGAUCUCGGCGGACACCAAGGACCUGCUCAAGUGA
Meleagris gallopavo (turkey) is the source of this 1377-nucleotide messenger RNA. RefSeq names its product oligodendrocyte transcription factor 3 (gene OLIG3). Gene Ontology annotation, biological process: positive regulation of transcription by RNA polymerase II; axon development; sensory organ development. NCBI's taxonomy places the organism in Eukaryota, Metazoa, Chordata, Aves, Galliformes, Phasianidae. Gene Ontology annotation, cellular component: nucleus. Gene Ontology annotation, molecular function: protein dimerization activity; DNA-binding transcription factor activity, RNA polymerase II-specific; E-box binding. The record is from RefSeq and is a predicted model, not a curated record.